AGCUGUGAGCCCUAUUUUUAACUAUUACUAUAUUUCAACAACUACUAUAACAACCUAUAUAGUAUAAAAAUAUCUAUCGAUGAAUAGCAUUCUAGGACACUUGUUAGGAAAGUUUCUAAUAAUGCUAAUUACUGUGUUACUUAUUUUGAAAAAAAAAAUAACUGAGAAACUCAAUGACUCGACGCUUAAUUAUAUACCCGAGCUGGGCUCUCAAGCGAAGCCAGAGGCAAUUUGUAUUUGGGAGAAAAAACUCAACUUGGCGCCAUAUAGAUGGAUGAAUAGAGAUGACAAUCAAGGAGGUCAAGAAAAAAUAGAAGGGACCAAAUAAAUGGAGAAAAAAUUGAAGAAGUUGAGACAUGAAAUAUAAUACUCUCUGGAAAUAUAUUUCUAUGAAAAAUGACGUAGCAGGCGAGCACUUUACAUUUGAGUAUCACAGUCUCAUGGACUAUUGACUUUAAUGCCUAGGAAUAAAUUUCUCAAGCUCUAAUUGUAAGGCAUUUAUUCAUAGUAUAACUGUACAAUAUAAAAGUGAUCACAUGUGUACAGGAAGUGUCCUACGAAAUUGUUAUUGUGAAAUCCUGAUGUCGAAAAAUAAAAUUACUGUGUGUUUCAGAGACCAAACGAUGAAGUGGUGAACUGAUGCUGCUGAGAAAAGCGGAGCAGUGAAAGUUACGAAUUGUUGAAACAAAAAGACAUGGCUUUGAAUUCAAUUGAAAUAUUUUGAAAACCGAGGAAAUGAGUGCUGAACCAGGGGUGCGCGGCAAUUUCCGAUUGCCAAAAAUUCCCAAAACCGUCAAUUGCCGAAAUUGCCGAUUGCCGGAAAUAUUGAAAACCGGCAACUGUCAGGGGAAUCCGCCUGGCGCGCGCACCUAAAGCGCAAAAGGCGCGCUCGAGACGCGCAUAGUAUGCGCACUGGAUGCGAAUAGAGUCUGUCAAGAACGAAGCAGGAACCAGAAAACAAAGUAAACGUGCUUUUUUCUAAACUUUAUAGACUAUUACUAUGUAAUCAAGAGUAUGAAUAAGUAAAUGUUUAAAAUGGAAUAUUUAUUUGCUCGAAGUUGCAAAUUUCAAAUGGUACACAAUUACUAGGAAACUAUGGUGAUAUGUUUGUGUAUAUAUAGAUCCGUAUAUAAGAAAGUACCUGUAUAUAGGCACUUUAUAGUUGUUUUGACUUCCCAAUCCUCAAAUUCACGUAGAAAAAACAUAAUCCCCACAUCGUCGACGCUCUGUGCGCGGAUCGUCCACGCUCUGUACGCGCCCGUGCGCGCGCCCUCCGCAGAUCGCGGCCGCGGCCUAGAUUUCAACUCUGCCAAAUUUUUCAAGUUUUUUCAAGCGUGUUUUUUUCAGUUUUUUUCGACUUUACACAUUUUCUAUACUUUUUAUUUAUUUUUCAAUUAAAUAUUAAUGAAAAAAUUUGCAGAAAUUGCAUAAAUGCCUGGUCAAAACAAAUAAUCGGAGGACCAGAAUGACAUAGUUCAUCGAAAAGCAACAAAAUAUGGAGACGAUUUGGAUUCCCCACCUUCACACGGCCCUAGCAUAUAUGCACGAGAGAUUUUUGGAGUUGUUUAUUCUCCCUGAUUCCUGUCCAUCGAAAAAACUUGAAGAGCUCCAACAAAAAGAAGGGAACUGACUGGACAAAGGAACAAUUUUUAAUUUUGAAGUUUUUAAUUUUUUUAACCUUUUCAAUUUAAUAAAAUUAAAUUUAA
Messenger RNA from Caenorhabditis elegans, 1706 nucleotides. RefSeq lists its product as uncharacterized. The transcript is spliced from 4 exons. Lineage: Eukaryota; Metazoa; Nematoda; Chromadorea; Rhabditida; Rhabditidae. The record is from RefSeq and is marked reviewed. The coding region runs from base 1496 to 1630 and encodes 44 amino acids.